UAAAGAAGAGAGGUGAAGAGAAUGCCUAUAAAGGUAGUGUUUCCCUUGGAGUUGUUAGUAUGAUUCGAGAUCCUAAUGUGCUGGCAAUGUAUGAAGGAAAUCAUGAGCAAUUGGUAUCAAAUGAAAGCCAUGAGUGUACUCCAGAGAAGAUUGGUUCAUGUUCAAACUUGGAAGGAAACGACAACUCGAUAAGAGAGAAGUCUUCUGUUACUAAGGGCAAGGGAAAACGGAUUUCAGCUGAGAAGGAGGUUACUGCCCCCAUUGAGCUCUCAGAUUCGCCUGUUGCUUCUACACAAAGAGAGGUGAUUGUUGAAUUGGAUGACGAGAUAAAAAGGAAUCUCAAUGAUGAGUUUUCAGGCAAUGGGAAUGGAAAGAAGCUGAAGAUUAAAAUCAAGCAGGAAAAACUGUAAUUGGGUUUGCAAAGAAGUGAAGAUAACGUUUCGAUGUUUUUGUGGAAACAACU
Messenger RNA from Cuscuta europaea, 463 nucleotides. NCBI's taxonomy places the organism in Eukaryota, Viridiplantae, Streptophyta, Magnoliopsida, Solanales, Convolvulaceae. The record is from the annotation of a GenBank genome assembly.